CAACGGGCGACUCGGCGAGCACGAAACGACGACUGUAGCAGUUGAUCAAGACUGAUCUCCGAUCUCCAUUUCAGCGGGCAAGUGUUCAAUGCUGUGUAAAAAUGGGGAUCAGUUCAUCGAGGAACCUACCGAGCGGCUCCCAUGGCGGCGAGAACAGGGAAGAUCAUGGCGGAAGCUUGCUCCAUGUCUCCCUCAAAAUUGAAGAUGCAAAGCUCUGCCUCAUCCCCCAUCUCGUUCCCCACGUCUUCGGCUCCGUCCCACUCGCCGGCUCUUGGAACCCCUCUAAAGCGCUUCCAAUGGAACGCGAAUCCACAACAGUUUGGCAAUUAAGCUUCGUCGUCCCGCCUAAUCACGAAACAAUGGAUUUCAAGUUCAUAUUGAAACCUAUCCAUGAUUCUGGGCCGUGUAUUGUGGAGGAGGGUGCCAACCACGUGCUUGUUGGGGGCAAGCUGCAAGGGGAAUGUCAGGUGGCAUCGUUUAAGUUUAGCAAGGAGGAAUUCGUGGAGUCCAAGGUGUAUACUAAAGUAGACUUAGUUUCUCCAUUUGAUCUUGCGGCAAGUUGGAGAGCUUUUCAUGAAAACCGCAGGCCUUCUACUGUUAGAGGGAUGCCAGAUGUUAUUAUCAAUUCGAGUACACAAGCUGGUAAUGAGAGCGGGUCUUCUGCAAAUGCAGAGCUUGAUAUUGAGAAUUAUGUUGUACCAUCUCCGGCACCAUGGGAACACUCUGGACUGGUUUAUGCAGCUAACCUAACAGAGACUCCAAGAUCAUUGAAUGGUUCUGGGGAGAUGGAAACGACAGUUUCAGAUCCAAUCACUGAGCAUUCAAGUCCUGCCAUGGUCGAGUUAACAUCUGAUGGAAUAUUGGCUUUACAAAAUAAUGAAAAUAAAAAUUUUACUUCUGUUGAUAGAGGUGUAGGGUCUCCCAGACUAGUUAAAUCACCACGUGCAACUAACUUCACUCUUGAUCCAAAUCUUAGUUUCGAAACAAAGAAUCCAAUGCCAGCUGCUGCUGGAGCUGUUGCAGCUGCUGCAAUUGCAGAUAGGAUGCUUGGACCUAAGGAGGAAAGACAUCUAGCUAUCGUCUUGGUCGGUUUGCCAGCUCGUGGCAAAACUUUUACUGCAGCUAAACUUACAAGGUAUCUUCGCUGGUUAGGACAUCAUACCAAGCACUUCAAUGUUGGGAAGUACCGGCGCCUGAAGCAUGGAACUAAUAAGUGGGCUGAUUUCUUUCGUGGUGACAACCCUGAAGGUUUGGAAGCACGAAAUGAGGUAGCUGCCCUUGCUAUGGAAGAUAUGAUAGCCUGGAUGCAGGAAGGUGGGCAGGUCGGAGUUUUUGAUGCCACUAACAGCACUGGACAAAGAAGGAAUAUGCUUAUGAAAAUGGCCGAGGGGAGAUGUAAGAUAAUUUUCCUGGAGACAAUUUGCAAUGAUCUUGAAAUAAUAGAAAGGAACAUUCGUCUCAAAGUUCAACAAAGCCCAGACUAUGCUGAACAGCCAGAUUUUGAAGCAGGAUAUAGGGACUUCAAAAACCGUUUGGCUAAUUAUGAGAAAGUGUAUGAACCAGUUGAGGAAGGAUCUUAUAUCAAAUUGAUUGACAUGGUUAGUGGCAAAGGUGGGCAAAUACAGGUAAGUUAUCUUUGCCGUCUAAACUAUGAAGUUACAAAAUAUUCAAGGUUCAUUUCAUUUAUGUUUUGUGCUGAUACAAAUUACACUCCGUUUAAUUAGAAAAAACACUCCGUAGUUUUUUUGUUGAGUCUGUUAAAGUUAGGGUAUUUAUUACUCCCUUUGUCCAAUGAAAAGAGUCAUAUUCUUCUAAUGCACAACUUUUUAAUAUUGUUUUUUGUUGAGUCUGAUAAAGUUAUUGGUAUUUUUUACUUCCUUUGUCCAAUGAAAAGAGUCAUAUUCUUCUAAUGUACAACUUUUAAUAUUGUUGAGGCCAAACUAGUAGAAAGCAAUCAAAUAUUGUAGUAUUUUCAAAUUUAUUUGUUAGUUGAACUAAAAUAACAUUUCCUCAUCAUUGUUUUUUCUUUUCAUGCGACAAACAUAUGUUGAGAAAAUGGCUCUUUUUAUAGGAUGCAGGAAAUAUCUAACAAGCAUCAUUAUCAUUAUCAACUUAACCCCAACUUUGCAUGGCCCUCGCGUUGGAAUCCAUUGAUACGCAGUGGAGAACCAGAGAUGGCGAGGAAGAAGAGAGCAAAUGAAAGGGAAAAUUCUGU
Molecule: messenger RNA, 2215 nt
Organism: Cuscuta campestris
Lineage: Eukaryota; Viridiplantae; Streptophyta; Magnoliopsida; Solanales; Convolvulaceae
Source: the annotation of a GenBank genome assembly